UAGCUCUAGUCAGCAUCUCCUCACACUCCUCCAUACUAAAUUCACACUACACUAACUCCUCCACUAUACCCAAAGCUCUCACCAUUUUCUUUCUCUGUAAACAUUUCAAAAUUUGCCAAAAAAUAAUGAAACUCAUAAUGCUAAAUAGUAUAAGUAGUAGUAAUAGUAGUCGUAAAUUGGCCUCUUCAAUUCAAUUCCUACCUACAUUAGUGUUCUUGUACUUGCUUUUAUUAAGUCUUGGUGUUGCUACUUCCACCUCACUUCCUCCUUCAGGGAGCGAAAAUGAAGAAACUUAUCAUGUUAUAAAAGAUGGAAGAAGAAGUUCAAGUUUUGGUUCUAGUAAGAGUAGGAGGAGUGUAGCAGAGGGACCAGUUUAUAGUAGUAUAGGAAGAGGAGGAGGAGGAGGAGGAGGAGGAGGAGCUUAUGAUGGAGGUUAUGGGGGUUAUGGAGGAGAUACUUCAUUGCUUGUUUUGGCACCAAGAAGAACCCACAGAAAAGAUCCUCUUCAUGGGUUUAACUACUAUAAUGGUGGUUGGAAUAUUAGUGACCGCCAUUACUGGGCUUCAGUGAGUUUCUCGGCUGCACCAUUGUUCAUCAUCUCCUUAGCCUGGUUCACUAUAUUCGGCAUAUGUCUAUUGAUCAUUUCGCUCUAUCAUUGUUGCUGUCGAAGAGAUCAGCACAUUGGAUAUUCACCUAUAGCUUACAUCCUGUCUCUCGUACUCCUAACAAUCUUCACGCUUGCAGCAAUUAUCGGGUGUCUUGUUUUAUACACCGGACAAACAAAGUUCCAUCGCAGCACUGUAUCCACACUCGACUAUCUAGUCAGUCAAGCCGAUACAACUGUUUGGAAGCUCAACAAUGUAUCGCAGUAUCUUUCCUCCGCGAAACAGAUUGGGGUGCAGAACAUUUUCUUGCCUUCUAAUGUUCAAACUGAUAUCGAUGAAGUCGACACGAAGAUAACUGCUUCCUCAAGUUUUCUAGAUCAUCAGUCUACUGACGCUGCUGGUGACAUACGCGAUGUAUUAGAUUCGGUGAGGCUUGCACUCAUCAUCGUUGCUGCCAUCAUGCUUUUACUUGCAUUUUUAGGAUUCUUGUUCUCGAUGUUUGGCAUGCAAGUUCUCGUCUACACGCUUUUGGUUUUCGGAUGGAUUCUGGUGACCGGAACUUUUAUCUUGUGCGGCAUUCUCCUCCUCUUCCACAACGUAGCAGCAGAUACGUGCAUUGCUAUGCACCAAUGGACCGAGAAUCCCACAGCUCAUACAGCAUUAGAUGAGAUACUUCCUUGUGUCGACCCAUCUACUUCGCAGGAAACCUUGACGCGCAGCAAAGAGGUUACUACUCAGCUAGUAGACUUGGUUAACUCAGUUAUAUCCAAUGUCUCUAACAUCAACUUUGGUGCACAAUUUAAACCAUUUUACUACAAUCAAUCUGGUCCUUUAUUACCCUUCAUUUGUAGCCCCUUUUCGCAUGACUUAUCAAACCGCCCAUGCUCUCGUGGUGAGAUUGACUUGAAUAAUGCUACUCAGGUAUUGGGUAGCUAUGUGUGCCAAGUAGAACCAAGUGGUAUAUGCAUCACAACAGGGAGAUUAACACCAGCCAUGUAUAACCAAAUGGUUACUGCACUAAAUGUGAGCUACGGCUUGUACAAUUAUGGACCGGACCUAGUUGCAUUAGAGGACUGCUCGUUCGUACGAGAUACAUUCACAGGCAUAUACCGGGAUCAUUGCCCUAGUCUUCGGAAAUACAGUAGAUGGGUGUAUUCGGGCCUUGUUUUGGUCUCGUUUUCAGUCAUGUUUUCUCUCAUUUUCUGGGUCGUUUUUGGUAGGGAACGCAAGCAUCGGUUGUAUACCAAACGAUACUUAAGGGAAGGUCGUUAUAAGAAACCUUCAAGGAUGGAUUACUAGCUAGUAAUAAUUCUAUAAUUAGUUUUGCUUUUAUUAAUGGAAAUUGUUGUAAUUCUAAUACUAUUGCUAUUCAAUGUUAAGUAAGGCAAGAUGAUUCCAAUAUAAAGCUAAGCCAGUAUGAGUAUAGGACAAAAUUUAAAAAAAAAAAAAAUACUACACUUUUGUUUCUAUUUGAAGUUUUAAUUUUUCACUUUACGCUGUUCCAUUU
Messenger RNA from Amaranthus tricolor (Joseph's coat), 2112 nucleotides. RefSeq lists its product as uncharacterized. Gene Ontology annotation, cellular component: plasmodesma; plasma membrane. Bases 126 to 1904 code for a protein of 592 amino acids. Lineage: Eukaryota; Viridiplantae; Streptophyta; Magnoliopsida; Caryophyllales; Amaranthaceae. The record is from RefSeq and is a predicted model, not a curated record. The transcript is spliced from 9 exons.